UAGGAGUUUCUGUACCGAAACACUAAACAGUGUUCCGAUACAGAAACAGGGGGAGAUGCAUGGAAUUACUCUAUUCAAGCAAAUUCUGAGUUAGCCACGGUGGAGGGGAGGAACACAGACUUCCUGGUCGACACCGGCGCCACACAUUCCACACUGAACUCUGCCCCCCUCCCCUCUUUGUCUGGCAUCACGAACAGUAUCUUUACCAGGGUUCUCAGGGACUGAACAGAGUCUGCCAUUCACUACGCCUUUGUCCUUCACAUUGGGUAAUCAGCACAUGAAACACUCCUUCGUGAGUUCUCCCACAACUCCAGUUAAUCUACUAGGAAGAGACUUACUGAUAAAAAUGGGAGCUACAGUGUUGUGUUCCGCUGAUGGACUAACUGUUGCAUUUCCUGAUGGCACCUCCCUACGCUGUGGAAAUUUUCACACAGAUGGACAGUUUCUCAUGCGGCCUGUGGUAUCUGAGUAUGCUGAUAUCUACUGGGGCCUUUUAACGAACUUACCCUCCAGCAGCCUAUUGUCAACGUUCAUGACCUGGAAGCCCUGGGUCCUGGCUCUGCGUCCCUAUGUCUCGCCGCCUGACCCGCCUCAUCUCACCCUCUUCUACGACAGGGAAAACACAGAAUGGUACCAGGAAGCCUUCCUUUCCUCUGUGGAGGAAAAAACUUGGGAGGUAAAAACUUCAGAUAUUUUUGUGGCUCCUGGUGGUGUGGCUGCUGCUGUCUGUCUCACAGAAGAACAAUUAAAAUGGUAUGAAAUGUCUGAAGAGGCUGUGCCUCACAUCUCUCUCUCUCUGCACCCUGAGCAUCAAGCUAAAGAGCUGGGCGGCAUGGUUAAGCAGUCUCUCGCAGCAACAGACUGGGUUGUCACCGCAGCACCAGGUUUGUCAUUCUCACCCUCUCUUGACACAUAUAAAAUCAGUUUUUCAAGCUCUGAACAGGUGGAGCUACAUCAUGAACAGGUGUCCAGACAUCACGGUAGGGAAAAAUCAGACCACCCUUUAGCGGCUCAAUUAAUCACAUCCAUGCCCACAUCUCUCUGGGCAGAGUCGCCUACAGAUGUGGGGCUUGUUUCCUGCUCUCCUAUUUCAUUUCAGGUGGACUCUGAGAGACCCCUCUGGAUUCCUCAGUAUCCACACAAACCCGCAGCUGAACAGGGCAUCGCAGAGACAAUAACAGGACUGAUUGAGGCUGGCGUGCUGGAACCCUCACAAUCUGACUGGAACACUCCCAUUCUACCGGUGGAGAAAAAAGGUACCGGUAAAUACAGAAUGGCCCAUGACCUGAGAGCAGUAAAUGCAGUUCUGAAAACACCAACUGUACCGGUACCGAACCCAUAUGUCUCCAUUGCUGCCUUAACUCCCGGUCAGCAGUGGUACACAUGUAUUGAUUUGGCAAAUGCAUUUUUCUGUCUCCCUCUGGCUGAAACAUGCAGGGAUUAUUUUUCAUUCACUUACAGGGGACAGCAGUGGCGUUACACCAGGCUGCCACAAGGCUUUGCCCUGUCCCCUGGCCUGUUCAACCAAGUUUUGAAGGAUGUCUUGCAGGACUGUCCUCUCCCUCCACAAACGACCCUCAUCCAGUAUGUGGACGACCUUUUGCUGGCUGCCCCCACCGCGGAGACCUGCGUUAAAGCGACCUCCCUGGUUUUGCAGCACCUACAUCAGGCGGGUUUCAAGGUCAGUAAAAACAAAUUGCAGAUUGCAAGAAAACAGGUUUCUUUUCUGGGCAGAAUAAUUUCUGCAGGCACAACUAGCAUGUCUCCUUCCCACAAGCAGUCCAUUCUGCAACAUCCUAAACCCUUCAGAGUUAAAGACAUGCUCUCUUUUCUGGGGUUAACUGGCUACAGCAGGAGCUACAUUCCCUCUUACACUGACCUGACUCAGUCUCUUCGGGCCUUGGUUAAAGAACAAGGCAUGCGAAAUCUGAACAAUCCCCUCAUUUGGACAACUGAGGCGGAACAAGCUUUUAUCUCGUUAAAGCAAAACAUGGCAUUGGCAGCGGAACUCUCCCUCCCAGAUUACACCCUGCCGUUUUUUCUUGAUGUUUCUGUAACAAAAAUGGCUGUUAACGGAGUUUUGUUCCAGAAAAAAGGGGGAGAGAGAAAAGUACUGAUGUACUUAUCUGUAAUGAUGGACAAUAUGGAAAAAAGGCAUCCCCCAUGUACGCAACAUGCAGCUGGGAUAGCCAAACUCAUACAAAAAACCGCACAUAUUGUCAUGGGACAUGCACUGCAAGUGUUAACUACACACAGCGUGGUGGCAUAUGUAAACUCACAGAGUUUCACCAUGACGGCGUUGAGACAACAAAGGCUUUCCAAAGUUCUGGAAGCUCCAAACAUUUCAUUCACUCAUGAAGGCAUAAAUAUGGCAGACUGUUUUGCAGACGGAGAACCACACGAGUGUGCAGAGCUGGUGGCAAAGUCAGAAAAGGUAAGACCAGACCUGGAAGCAACUCCCUUGAUUGGACCAGAGGUGAGACAGUUCUUCACAGAUGGUUGUUGUUACAGACACCACACACAAGAACUAAGAGCUGGUUUUGCAGUAGUAGAAAGCACAAAAGCAGGCUUUCACACAAGAAAGGCAGAAAGACUGGAAGGAGCAGCAUCUGCACAGAGGGCAGAAAUAAAAGCAGUUGCGGAAGCGUUAAAGCUUGCACAAGGGUUACAGGCAAACAUAUACACAGAUUCAGCCUAUGUGGCGGGAACAGUCCAUGUGGAACUUUGCCAAUGGAUGAGAGGAGGAUUUUUGACUGCAAGUGGGCAACCCAUAAAACAUGAGCGUGAGAUAAAAGAAUUGGCAGAAGCAUUACUGUUACCAGCAAGAGUAGCAGUCAUAAAAUGCAAAGGUCAUGACCUAUCAGACACAUUGGUUGCUAAAGGCAACCAGGCAGCCGACAGAGCAGCAAAAAUGGCUGCAGGGUACAAAGACUUCAUGAUGGUGUGUUCCUCGGAGGAGGAAUUAAAAGACAAGCUGACUCUGGAAGAGGUGAAAAGAUGUCAAAAGGGGGCGUCUCCAGAGGAGAAAAACAUGUGGAAACACAGAGGGGCCACUGAAACAAAUGGAUGCUGGAGGGGCCCAGACGGCAGGUUAAUUCUGCCCCCUGGGAGGAAACAGGAGCUGUUUCAGGAAGCUCAUGGGGUUGGACAUGUGGGAAUUAAACAGAUGUUGCACAACCUCAAAGAAUGGUGGCACCCUUACAUGAUCGACAUGGUGGAACAUUUUGUGCAAAAUUGUGAAAUGUGUGGACAGUUCAAUCCUAAGAAAACUAUGAAUCCCCCACAGGGACGGUUUCCUCCACUUACAUCUCCAGGGAAAGAAAUUGUGUUGGAUUUCACAGACAUGCUGAACACAGUGCAAGGAAAGAGAUAUUUGCUGGUUUGUGUUGAUGCUUUCACAGGUUGGCCAGAGGCCUGGCCAGCAGCAAAAGAGGACAGUAAAACAGUGAUAAAGUGCCUGAUCAACCACUACAUUCCCAGGCAUGGAUUUCCGGAGAGAAUCAGGUCAGACAAUGGAACCCAUUUUAAAAAUAAGGAUCUGCAAACAGUUGAGGCCCAUCUCGGCCUCAAACACAGGUUUGGAACAGUCUAUCAUCCGCAAUCUCAAGGAAAAGUGGAAAGAAUGAACCAAAACCUGAAAACAAAAUUGGCUAAAAUCUGUGCACAGACCAAAUUAAACUGGGUUGAUGCAUUACCUCUGGCUUUGAUGUCCAUCAGGUGCUCGGUCAACUCCGGGACAGGAUUGACACCGUACGAGAUCACCACUGGACAAAGCUUCCCAGGACCCCGACCGCCAACACAGGAUCCAGGUGACCUACAACCUCUAACGAGGAAAGACUAUUUUUCUCAGUUACAGACUUUAAAGAAAGAGUGGUGUAGGAUCCAAGGAGAACGCACAGAGAGAGGGACUCUCACGGAGCCCACUACCCAGUGGGUGUGGCUAAAAGUCAUCAAACGAAAGUGGACGGAACCUAGGUUCACUGGACCUUACCAGGUGCUGGAGAGAACAGCCCACGCAGUAAAACUUAAAACCAAAGGUGACACCUGGUACCAUUGGUCACAGUGUGCAGCCGCCCCAGAACCAGCAACGGUAACACACACCUAACAUGCCUCCACCCACUCGCAUAUCCAUGCGCCGGGUGCUUCAGACACACCCUUGGUACACUGCAGCAGUGUUGGGCACCAUAAGUCUGGUGAUAACAUGGAUGGUUUUUGGCUUAGAGUACAUACGGGUACAUGGGAUAAAUAACACACAGACGACCCUGACAUCACACCGUAUAGUACCUAGAGACAUCCCUUCACAACAUGCGACUGACGGCAGCAAACGCAGCUCAAAAAACCAACAACCUGUACUGACACUGAACUACUACAAGGGCUCUGACACCGCAUUUAAAUUUGACCUGUGUGACAUUAUUGACUGCGGGGGUAAUCCAUUGGGAUGGAAAAGCUGGGAGGUGUAUCUGUGUAUGAGCUCUAACAUUAACAGGUGCUACGAAGCUUGCGAGAAUGGGUGGUGUCCUCGCUGUCAACUUUGUCCUAGCUGGGACAGGGUCACUCAUUACACAGGGGAGUGGUGGACCCCAACACACUCCCAUUUGCCCAGUGCUCAGGUAAAUAAGAUUUCCUUUUCCAGACUUCAUUCACACACAGAUAACCCACUCAUUUUGGCCUUGCAUGACGUACACAAGUCAGUAUACGACGGCAAUCCUUACCGGAUGUACAUUGUACUGGGGGUUGAAGCAAGCGGAGGGGACCCCCUAAAAGUCAUCUUAAUUAAUCUCCUGACGCCACCAAAAAACAAUUCGGACUCCUCCCCUGAAAUUAAUGAUUCAGGAUUUCUAGAUAAGCAAAAUGGCAAUGUGAUUACUUUUGACUACUCUAAAUUGACCCCUGCUGACGUGCUAAUGCUAGCUACCGGUUAUACAGGAACCAAUUUAUGGUUAGACUGGUUAACAGCAACAGUUCGAGAACACCAUAUGUCUAACUGUGUGGCCUGUGCAGCAGGGCGACCUAAAAUGUAUACUGAACCUGCACCUUUGAUUCAAUCUGAUGUUUGGGGCUUUAACUGUAUGCUUAGCAUGACUAAAAUGAAACAACCCUCCGGAUGUGAAAACUUAACAGCAUUAUUCCCGCCAGUUAACAACAGAACCCGAGUGGUGCCAGCUAUCCCAGUCAAAGAUAAUUAUGUCUGCUUCAAUUUAACAAAAGGUAAUGUCCGUGUAGGCCAGAUUGAUGCGAGCUGGUGUAAAACCACUCUCCCAGGACAUUUAAUAGGUACAUGGGCCAGAGACGGGUUAUUCUACCUUUGCGGAGGAAGCAAACUAUUUGCGAGACUUGAGCCAACCAUGAGAGGGGUCUGUGCCAUGGUCCGACUUAAAGCACAUGUGAUCAUGAUGGGAGAAAAACAACCGGUGGAGGACAGUAUGUUCUCACGUAAAAAGCGCAGCGCCUUUGACUUGCAGGCAAACUCACCCACAUAUAUUGACAGCAUCGGUGUUCCGCGAGGAGUACCAGACCGAUACAAACUAGCGGACCAGGUUGCAGCAGGCUUUGAAAGUCUUCUUCUAUUUAUAACACCCAACAAAAACGUAGACAGGAUCAAUUAUAUUCAUUACAACACGCUCGUGCUCACAAAUUUGACUAGAGAUGCAGUUGAAGGGUUGGCUGGACAAUUAGCCCCCACCUCAUUGAUGACUGUCCAGAACCGGAUAGCAAUAGACAUGAUACUAGCUGAAAAGGGGGGGGUCUGUGCGAUUUUUGGAGAUUUGUGCUGUGUUUUCGUUCCAAAUCAUACCUCUCCUGAUGGCAAGGUGACCAAGGCGUUGGAAGGACUGAAAGCCCUGAGUAAAACCAUGCACGAGCAGUCUGGAGUGACCAACCCCUUGGAUCAAUGGUUCACAAACAUGUUCGGGAAGUACAAGGACAUUAUUAUCUCUCUACUGAUCUCUGCGGCGACUUUCCUUGCCCUCCUGAUCACCUGUGGUUGCUGCUGUGUCCCCUGUCUGAGGUCAUUGGCGGUGCGGUGCAUCACCUCAACCAUAGAGAAAGGCAGCAGUAGUGAUGGAAAUCCACCUGCCUAUCAGAUGUUGUCCCGGAGACGUGAAAGAACCGUGAAAUUCCAGAUUGCCAGAGUUUAAGGGCAGUACUAGUAUCCAGUAACAAAAGAAAAUUUUCCAUCACUUUAAUGUUCUUUAUAUAAUCCAUUGAUUUCGCUUUUGUUGUGUUUUUUCUUGCAGAAUGAAGUCCAAUCCUUUCUGGGUGUGCCGGGGUGUGAGACUGUGGGCGCCUUCCACGAUUGGUGGACCGAGUUACAGCCGAAAUGCCACACUGAAGCCUUCCAGGCACUGUCGGGGUUUCCCAUCGGCCGCGCCGGCUUUACAUCUGGACACACGCAGAAACUGAUUUGACGUUAAAAGGUCUCGCUAUAGAGAGGCUGCAGUGAUUUGAUUUCAUUACAAUGAUUAAAGUUUGAUCAGAAAACAUUUUUACUUACUUUUAAUCCUAGUUUAAUCAUGCCAGUGUAUUUUGAGUGUACUGCCUUUAAUCCUGAUUUACUUUAUUGAUUUGAUGUUUUACGAAUGUGUUCAUUGUUCUGUGCCUUUCAAUACUCAGACU
Poecilia latipinna (sailfin molly) is the source of this 6615-nucleotide messenger RNA. RefSeq lists its product as uncharacterized. Lineage: Eukaryota; Metazoa; Chordata; Actinopteri; Cyprinodontiformes; Poeciliidae. The transcript has a single exon. The record is from RefSeq and is a predicted model, not a curated record. Gene Ontology annotation, molecular function: nucleic acid binding; RNA-DNA hybrid ribonuclease activity; aspartic-type endopeptidase activity. Gene Ontology annotation, biological process: proteolysis; DNA integration. Bases 278 to 4105 code for a protein of 1275 amino acids.